Molecule: messenger RNA, 1108 nt
Organism: Oncorhynchus masou masou (cherry salmon)
Lineage: Eukaryota; Metazoa; Chordata; Actinopteri; Salmoniformes; Salmonidae
Product: ryanodine receptor 2-like
Exons: 9
Biological process (GO): striated muscle contraction; release of sequestered calcium ion into cytosol by sarcoplasmic reticulum
Cellular component (GO): calcium channel complex; smooth endoplasmic reticulum; Z disc
Molecular function (GO): ryanodine-sensitive calcium-release channel activity
Source: RefSeq, a predicted model, not a curated record
AUGGGGAGGAGCAGCGCAGGACCUCCUGUCAUCGUUAAACACACUUCAGCAGCCUCUGUCCUUGUUAAGAAGAAGAAGAAGAAGAAGAAGAAGAAGAAGAAGAAGAAGAAGAAGAGGAAGAGGAAGAAGAAGAAGAAGAAGAAAAAAAAAAAAACCUCUGCCCCAAACGAUCUGACGGUGCACUACGAGGGGGGAGCUGUGUCCAUCCACGCCCGCUCGCUCUGGAGACUGGAGACCCUACGAGUGGCGUGGAGCGGCAGCCACACCCGCUGGGGUCAACCCUUCCGUCUCCGUCAUGUGACCACGGGGAAGUACCUCAGUAUCAUGGAGGAUAAGGGCCUGCUGCUGAUGGACAAGGAGAAGGCAGACGUCAAGUCUACUGCUUUCUGCUUCCGCCCCUCCAAGGAAAAGCUGGACUUGGGGCCAAAGAAGGAGGUGGACGGGAUGGGUGUUCCUGACAUCAAGUAUGGGGACUCCGUGUGUUAUGUCCAACAUGUGGACACCUGUCUGUGGCUCACCUACCAGGCCAUGGACGCUAAGUGUGCACGCAUGGGCGGCGUGCAGAGGAAGGCCAUCAUGCACCACGAGGGUCACAUGGACGAUGGGUUGACCCUGUCCCGCUCGCAACACGAGGAGUCCCGUACCGCACGGGUCAUACGCAGUACCGUCUUCCUGUUCAACCGAUUCAUCAGGGGUCUGGACACCCUCAGUAAAAAAGGAAAGACCUCGACACUCGACCUGCCGAUCGAGUCGGUCAGUUUGAGUCUGCAGGAUCUGAUUGGCUACUUCCAGCCUCCUGACGAGCACCUGGAGCACGAGGACAAACAGAACCGCCUCCGAGCCCUAAAGAACCGACAGAACCUCUUCCAGGAAGAGGGGAUGAUAAACCUGGUGUUGGAGUGUAUCGAUCGUCUCCACGUGUACAGCAGCGCGGCUCAUUUUGCUGAGGUGGCGGGGAGGGAGGGCGGGGAGGCCUGGAGAUCCACGCUGAACUCAUUAUAUGAGCUCCUGGCUGCGUUAAUAAGGGGCAACAGGAAGAACUGUGCCCAGUUCUCCGGCUCGUUGGAUUGGUUGAUCAGCCGGUUGGAGAGACUGGAGGCCUCGUCUG